This is a messenger RNA of Lodderomyces parapsilosis, 5877 nucleotides long. It is a transcript of the gene CDC39, whose product is annotated as CCR4-NOT core subunit. The transcript has a single exon. Gene Ontology annotation, cellular component: P-body; CCR4-NOT core complex. Gene Ontology annotation, biological process: nuclear-transcribed mRNA catabolic process, deadenylation-dependent decay. Bases 1 to 5877 code for a protein of 1958 amino acids. NCBI's taxonomy places the organism in Eukaryota, Fungi, Ascomycota, Pichiomycetes, Serinales, Debaryomycetaceae. Gene Ontology annotation, molecular function: molecular adaptor activity. The record is from RefSeq and is a predicted model, not a curated record.
AUGACAUUUAAACAGUUGAUACAAGAAAUUGGCUUUGAAAACGUGCUACCAGAAAAGUUGUUGCCCAGUCUUUUACAAAUCAAGCCCAAUGAAGUAGAUCAAGGUAUUGCUUUGGUGUUGGCGGAAAUUCUAAUACCUGGAUCACAAGGAUUUGAAUAUAAAGUAACACCAUUGAGCUUACCCGAAUCAAAUGCCAAGGGGGCUCAAUUACAGGCUUGCUUUCGUGCAAUUGAACAACUGGAAAGUUUAAGCAUCAAUUGGUAUGAAGUUUUCAACUACUUGCAACAAUACUUAUUUGAAUCAAGUCAGAGAAACGUUGUACCUUCAGCAGCUAGUGUGUCGCAAUUCCUAUCUUCAUUGGAUUUCAAACCGGAUCCAAUUGAUAUUUUUCUCAAUUAUGAAUGGUGGUUUGGCAAGACAUUGUUGUAUAUCUUGCAAACUUGUGAUGCAUCUCAAGGUGGAUACGAUAUUGCAUUGUCGAAAAACUUACUGUUGUGUUUUGAAGAGGACCGUGCAACUCUUGGUCAACCACAAUUAGGAGGAAGAAAUAUUUUAAAAUUUAUCAAUGUUGGUAAAUUGGAGUUGCAGGUUAUAACUAAAGUACAAGCGCAACAAGUGCAGCAAAACUUGAGCGAACAGGAUCGCACAUUGAACUCAUACUUGAGUCAAGUUUUCGAGCAUGAUUAUAGAGUGUUUCCCGAGUAUGUUUUGACUGCGGCGUUAUCAGUUAUAGAAAAGACGCCAUUCAUUAACGAUUUAAUUGAUACUUUGUUUUACUUGUUGAUGGAUAGCGACUCGCUUGCAUUGCCCAAAGUAGUACAUACAUUGCACGAAUUGGGACUCGUUGUUGGUAAGGUGAUGGACUACUACAAGAGCAGAAACACAUUCUCUGCAGCUGAAAAAGUAGUCGCAAUGAGUUUAAAGUUGAAUAUGUUGGAUCAAGUUUUACAGCAAUUGUGGAGUAAUGAUGCCAAAUUGGCAGUCAAGCUACUCAUUGAAUCAUCAUUUUUCAAUUAUGACUAUAAAAAGGAGUUGGAGGCGAAAUUAAAUGAUCCGCAAUUAAAGAGUAUUAUCUAUCUGUCCUUGUUGGAUGUGGUGACUGAAAGAGUCAGAGGAGAUUAUGAAACUGUGCAACAACAUCAACAACAGCAACAACAGCAACAACAGGGCCAAUUGCCAAUACAAACACAGGCACCACCUGUGCCUAUGUUGAAACUUAGGACCAGUUAUUACCUACUUGAAAAAUUAAAGAGUAGCAAUGGGUUAGUUGAUUUAGAAAAAUUAAAGAAUCUUCAAAUUCUAUUGUUGACAACUUAUCCAAGAUUGAUUAAUUUUGGUAAUGGCCACGACGAUGCCAUACUUGCAAAUGAAGCCAAAUCAAGCUUUUUCCCCAUUGAUGUUGAAUUGGAAAUGAAGGAUUACUACUCCAAAAUGUAUAGUAAAGCCCUUGAUAUAGCUGAGAUUGUCAGUAUUUUGAUCAAGAUGAAAUCAAGUGAUGAUCCCCACCAACAGGAUGUAUUUGCAUGCAUGAUCCAUUCCUUGUUGGAUGAGUACAAGUUUUUUGGUGAGUAUCCAUUACCAGCAUUGGCUUCAACUUCAUUAUUAUUUGGUGCUUUGUUGGAAAAUGACUUGAUUCAUGGUACAACUUUGACAGUGGCUCUCAACUUUAUUUGGGAAUCAUGCAAUCAACCACCUGAUUCGAAACUGUUCAAGUUUGCUGUUCAAUCAUUGUACAAUUUCAAGUCGAAAUUGCACGAGUAUCCAAUUUACUGUAAACAUUUAUUGGAAUGCCACUCGUUAUCGACUCAUGCUAAAAUGUACAAUAUUGUCAAAGAUGCCGCCAAUGGUAUUCCUUGCAUCGCUGGUGGCUCCAGGAGUGGAACUACACCAAGUAGCUCGACGCCCGACGUGGGACCCAAAUACCAAUCAAUCAACUAUGUUGAACAAACUGUUGGAUCCGUUCAACAAGAGGACCCACCAAAGGAAACCAAAGAAAAAUUGCUGUUUUCGGUAAAUAAUAUGACUUCUGAGGAUUUGCGUGUUGGUGCGAUUCGAGAAUUAUUAAAGGAGGAGUAUUUUGCUUGGUUUGCCAAUUAUUUGGUUGUUGAUCGGGCCAAGGAAGAAUUGAAUAAUCAUGCGUUGUAUUAUGGGUUGGUUAAGGAAUUGAACAAUGUCAUUUUCAUGGAAUAUAUCAUGAACGUGACCAUGAAGGAGGUUUAUCAUUUGAUUAUUUCAAAAGACCGCAUUAAACUCAAGACUCUUGGUGCUUGGUUGGGAAGAAUCACUUUGGCUGAAGAUAAACCAUUGAGGAGAGAUUUGAUUGCAAUCAAAUUUUUGCUCGUUGAGGCGUAUGAUUUUGAAUCAUUAAAUUUGAUAUUGCCUUUUGUUUGUAAAAUCUUGAGUCAAAUAGAAAACUCCAAAGUGUUUAAACCUCCAAACCCAUGGGUGUUGGGUAUUUUCCAAGUAUUGUCGGAAUUGUAUCAAUUUGCUGAUUUAGUUUUGCAACUUAAAUUUGAAGUGGAAGUUUUGUUGAAGUUGUUUGAUAUGAAGAUUGAAGAUAUUGAGCCUAGUCAAUUGAUCAGAAAACAUGACAAAGAUCCAAGUCGGUUAGCUGCCUUGUUUGGUCUCUUGCCUCAAGUUGGUGAGAAUCUUGCUUCUGAAAUGGCUCGUAUGAAUUUGGAACAAUCAACAACGAUGCCUGGUUUCAACAAUGUAGCACAAUCAUCAUUUGAUAAACCAUUCCAGCAAUUGCAAGCUCCAGGGCAGCCAAUGGUACCCCAGCAACAACAACAACAACAACAACAACUUGGCUCGAUGCAACCUUAUGCACAACAAACUCAGCCAGGGCAAGUGGAUUCCGGAAUGGAUACCAGUUUCAGCGCUCUUGUGGGGAACACUAUCUUUACUCAACAUGCCAAUUUGAGAAGAGCACUUCAAGCAUCACUUUCGAGAGCCGUUCGUGAAUGUGCUGAGCCGAUCUUGACUAGAGUCUCCGAAGCUGUAUUGGUGACAACUGAGUUCUUGAUCAAAAAGGACUUCGCUACUGAGACCGAUAUCGGCAAAAUUAGAAGGUCGUAUCAUAGAAUGGCUCAGCAAUUGUCGCAUAGUAUGGUGUUGUGCUCUGGUAAAAAAAUGCUUGCUGAUACCAUUGAGGCGACAAUGUUGCAUUUCUUGGGAAACAAUCUUAGUGAUAUUCCAAUCAUGGAGUUAACCAGUGCCGUUCAAUCAAAUGUUGGACUUUGCGUUGAUAUUGUUGACAAAAUUGCAGCCACUAAUGUUAUUGACUUGAUUGAUGAAAGGAUGAAACCAUAUCUUUUAAAACGUGAACGUCAUGGCAAUGACGAAAUGUUUGUGGAAGAAGGUACUCCCGAAUAUUCAUUAAGAUUACCUGAGCCAUUAGGAUUGAAUCCAAGGGGAUUGAGUGCUCAGCAGUUGCAUAUUUAUGAACAUUUUGGUGAAUUGAAAAGUGAGCUGCUUGAUGGGCUUCGUGCUGCUGGAAUCACUGCCACUGGUGCGCCAGCCGUACUUGCUCAUCCACAACCACAACCACAACCACAACAGCAACAACUACCAACACAAGUUCAAGCACAACCACCACCACAACUUGGUCAAGAUUUUAUCGUGCAGCAACAAGCAACGCUCGUUCAGGAAGACGUUAUACCUUUGGAGCAAUUGUUUUCGGCAAUUACUCAAUAUUGUGAAAAAGCGGUACAAUUGGUGUCUGAAGUAUCGGAAAACAAGUUGUCAGACUUGCCUCCAAAUCAUCCUAUUAUGGCAACUUUGACUCAGACAUUGGCAAUCGCUCAAAGCAAUGCGUUAAAGUAUCCCGAUUUGUUAUUAAGGGCUGCCCAAUAUGCAGUCAAUUGUUUGUUUACGCAAGUGCAUACCAAUCCGAUGAGUAAUGAAAUUUAUGUUGUUAUUCUUGACAAGUUGUGUGAGUUUUCUCCAUCAACGGCUAAAGACGUCAUUUGGUGGUUGGUGAAUUCAUCUGAUCAACGUAAAUUCAAUAUGCCAGUGAUUUUAUCAUUGUUGAAGGUGCAAUUGAUUCAACCUAUAAAGUUUGACGAGUCGAUUAGUAAAUUGAUUAAAGGGUCGCAUAAUCCGGCAAUUGUUAAAUUUGGUGCUAGUUUGUUAUUAAAUGUAUUUACUGCUGAAGAAGCUGUACGUCCAAUUGCGUUGAGGUCUGAAUUUGCUAAAACUUUGGAUGCAUUGUACGAGUAUAAGAAGUUGACUUUAACUAGUGAAGAAGAUAAACAAGCUCAAGCUGAAGUUGACAAGUUGUUUGAGCAGUUAAACACAUCUAAGCCAGCAACUUCUGAAUUGUAUACACAAUUGGGUUAUGUCUUCACUGAAUGGGUGAGAUUAUUGACUCAUGGUGAUCAAGAUUCUAGAGCUGCACAAGGACAGUUUGUGGCUGGGUUGGUUGAUCUGGGUAUUUUGAACGAUGCUGAUUACUUUAAGACUUUUUGGAAAGCAGGUAUUGAUAUAUCAACGCUUGUAUUCACUACUGAGCAAGAGCUUAGAAGCAGGACUCAACAUGAAGCGUACUUGUCAAUUGAUUGUUUGGCGAUUUUGGUAGUGAGGGUCGUUUUGAGUAUCGAGGAUGAACAGCAAGCCAUUCAUUAUUUGAAAAAGACUAUUGCUGUGAUUAUGUUGAAUUUGGUUACUGAUCAUGAAAAUAAAUCAGCUUGGAAUGAUCGUCCAUAUUUCAGAUUUUUUUCAUCUUUAUUAUCCACUUGGAGUGAUGCAUCCGUAUUGGAUCAAAACGCAACCAAGAAACUUGAUGCUGAUUUUUACACAUUUAUAGGUGAUGUUUUCAACUCAUUGCAACCUAUUGUGUUCCCCGGUUUCACAUUUAGUUGGAUUGCAUUAAUCAGUCAUCGUAUGUUUUUGCCACAAAUUCUUGAGUUGCCUGAUCGAGCUGGAUAUGGCAUCGGUGUGAAAUUGUUGACUUCAUUGUUAAAAUUUCAACAAACUUAUCAAAAUAAGGAUAGCAAUCAAGAUGUGUUGAGUGUUGUAUUUAAGGGAAUCAACCGAAUUUUUGUUGGAUUGAUUCAUGAUUAUCCCGAGUUUUUAGUUGAAUGUCAUUACCAGUUGGUUACUGCUAUCCCCAGAGGAUAUAUUCAGUUGAAGAACAUUGUGUUGUCAGCAACACCAAAGGAUAUCACUGUGCCAGAUCCAUUCACUCAAGGAUUGAAAGUUGAACGUUUACCAGAAAUCAAUGAUGCUCCAGUAGUGUACUACAAACCAAUUGAAGAUUUAGUAAAAGUUGGGUUAAAGAAACCAGUGGAGAAUUUUUUGCGUAUUCCAGCACCAGGGUUAAUGAGAACAAUUUAUAAUGGACUUAAAUUGAAUCAAUCAAAGACGACUGAUGAGUUUGGGUACGCAGAAACCAUCACAUUCAAUGCCAAGCUAAUCAAUGCAUUGGUUUUACAUAUUGGAAUGAAUGCCGUUGCCGAAAGAAGUCCAACCAAUCGUGGAUUUAAUACCAAGACUUCACAAGUUGCUUUACUUGUCGAUUUAAUGAAUUAUGGUUCCAAUGAGUUCAAGUAUAUCAUGUUGAAUGCUAUUGCUAAUCAAUUGAGGUACCCCAAUAGCCACACUCAUUGGUUUAUUGGAAUCAUUUUGCAUUUUUUCAGUUCAAAUUCAAUUUGGAAUUCAUCAACCAGUACUAAAUUGGCAGUACAAGAAAUUAUAACGAGGGUGUUAUUGGAAAGAAGAAUUGUGAACAAGCCACAUCCAUGGGGGUUGACUAUAUUGUUUACUGAGUUGGUCAAGAAUGAGAGCUACGGGUUAUUUGAGUUGCCAUUUGUCAAAAACUCGAUUGAAGAGGUGAAGAAUAUAUUUGACACCUUGUCUACCAAUGUCAAGGGAUAG